GGAAGAGGAAGAGGAAGAGGAAGAGGAAGAGGAAGAGGAAGAGGAAGAGGAAGAGGAAGAGGAAGCGGCCCGAGGAGGAACGGCCCGAGGAGGGAACGGCCCCGCGGGAGCCGAGACCCCCCGGCCCGGUUGCUGCGACCACCGAGGGGUGGAGGAGGCGGCGUUUCCCUGGAAGAGGGGACCUUUCCCUGGAAUCGGGGGACGUCCCCCCGGCUGCCGCGAGCCCCGGGAUCCUCGCUUCGCUUCCCGGUUUUCCCGAGGCGAUGCCGACUUUCUGGAGCAGGGGGAAGGAGCGGCAGGGGGGCCUGAGCCGGGUCUGGAGGUGGCUGUGGCUGCUCCGGGGCGGGAACCGCGCUUCCCGAGGAUUCGGGAAGAGCUCCGGAGGCAGCGGGAGGCAGGCGGAGUGGGAGGAAUUCCAGAGGCAGGAAUAUGAGCAGUGGAAGCAGUCCCUCAGCUGGGAUGAGCCGAGCCUGGGAUGCAGAGCACGGGAUGUGCCCGGAUGUGCCAGGAUGGGAAAGCUGGAAAAGCCCAGGGCCUGCCGGAAUUCCGGAGGGGGGAAAGGCCAGCAGGAAAAGCUGGACAUCUGCAGCACGAUCCAACCCCUCGAGGAGGACGGCCGGGAUGAGGCGAGCCUGGGAUGCAAAGCACGGGAUGUGCCCAGAUGUGCCAGGAUGGAGAAGGCGCUGGGAAAGCUGGAAGAGCCCGGGGCCUGCCGGAAUUCCGGAGGGGGGAAAGGCCAGCAGGAAAAGCUGGACAUCUGCAGCGUGAUCCAACCCCUCGAGGAGGACGGUUGGGGUGAGGCGAGCGUGGGAUGCAGAGCACGGGAUGGGAACGUGCCAAGGGAAGGUGGUGGCCUUGGGAACGGGAUGGAUCAGCCCCAGCUCCCGGCCCAGGGAGGAGCCAGCGAGGAUGAGGAGGGACUGAGCGGGGGCGGCUCCCCCCAGCUCCUGCAGUCACGUGUGGAGGGCAGGGACACUCCCACCGUCCCUGGAAAGGACCUGGAGCCUCGGCCAGCGGAGGGAACGCCCGGAGAGGAGCCGAGGAGCCGAGUGUGGGAGAAGCUGGAGCGCCUGGGAGAGCCCAUGGAGAGGUGGGAAGGGCAGCCCUUGGGAGCCCUGGCUAUGGGGAGGCUGGCUAUGUGGAGGAGGGAAUUCCCGGCGGUGUGGGCGCGGUACCGGAUGGACUGCGGGAGGGUGGCCGAGGAGGUGGAUCUCGAUGGGGACUGGGUGCCCCCCCAAAGGGAACAGCCCUUGCCACCGGACCAGAGGGAGGCCGUGGAGGAGCUGCUGCCGGAAUUGCUGAAGGAAGGGAUCGUGGUGAAAGGCGCCUCCAACUACAACAACCUCAUUGUUCCCACCCGGAAAGGGACCCAGUGGCGCCUGACUCUGAAGUGCAAAGCCCUCAACAAGGCCACCCCCACGGAGCCCGAGGAGAGCCUGAGCAGGGAUCGCAUCCUGGCGUCCGUGCCCGCCGGGAGCAGGUGGUUCUCCGUGCUGGAUCUGUCCUGCGCCUCCUUCGCCAUCCCCCUGGCGCAGAGCUGCUGGCACAGGUUCGCCUUCACCUUCCAAGGGCAGCAGUUCCUGUUCACACGGCUCCCGCCGGGAUUCCGGAGCACCGGCUCCAUCAUGCACCGGCGCGUGGCGCGGAUGCUCUCCCGGCUGGGGGGGCAGGGGGACGGUCCCUGGGCCUUCAACUGCAACGACGACAUCCUGAUCGCCGGGAGAACGGCCGAGGAGGUGGAGGCGCGGACGCGGAGGGUCCUGGAGCUCAUCCAGGACACCGGGUUCAAGGCCAAGUUGGAGAAGGCGCAGCUCGUCCGGAGCCAGGUGACGUACCUGGGAGCCACCGUCGGAGCCGCGGGGAGGGGGAUCCCGGACGCCGCGCUGGAGGAGCUCCGCAGCAUUCCCAGCCCCCGCGACGCCAAGGAGCUCCGCAGCCUCCUCGGGAAAUUCGGCUACUGGCGGAGUCACAUCCCGGACUACUCCGAGCUGGCCCGGCCGCUGCACUGGCUCACCGGGGACGGGGCGCAGUGGGAAUGGCAGGAGGAGCAGCAGCAGAGGCUGAGGGAGCUGCGAGAAGCCCUCGUGCCCGUCCUGCGCUUCCCGGAUAAAUCCCGGCCCUUCCUCAUCAGGAUGAGCCUCCACUCGGAGACGGCGGGAGCCACCCUCCUGCAGGACGAGGGGGGGGGCCCUGGUGCCGGUGCAACACAUCUCCCACGUCCUGGAGGGCCAGAAGAGCCUUUCCCUGGAGGAGAAGGGCUGCGUGGCGGCCGCCUGGGCCGUCCAGGAAUUCCAGCCCUUCACGGGGCCGGCGCCCAUCCUGCUCCAGCUGCCCCAUUGCCCCGGGAAGUUCCUGUCCCGCGGCCAAGCCCUGGGGCCCCACGGGCCGCGGCUCCCGGAGCAGUGGGCGCUGCUCCUGGUCCCCGAGCGGGCUCCGAAGGAGACCUGCGGUUACAUGGAAUUCCCCGAGGCUCCCCCGCUCCGCCGGCUGCCUCCCGACGUUCCUGGAUCCGACGUGUGGUUCCUGGCCAGCUACCGCUCGGGACGCUCCCUCGGCUACGCCGCCACCAACCUGGAGGGGCGGUGGCUGCUGGGGGCGUCCCCGGGGGGCUCCAGGCUGGAGGUGGAGCUGGAGGCCCUCUGGGAGCUCCUGGAGCGGCACCAGAGCUCUUCCCGCCUCUACCUGUAUUCCAACUGCGAUUGCCUGAUGGAGUGGCUGGAGGGGCGGGCGGGCCCGGAGGGGGGCUGGAAUUCCAGGGCCGUGUGGAAGAACGUCCGCCACUGGUGCUACCACAACCCCGGGAAGCUCCAGCUCAGGAGGGUGUGGAUGGCCAGGGGAGAGGACUCGGAGGAGGAGGGUUGGAUCGCCAGGGCGGGCGGCAGGGCCAGGGCCGCGGCCCGGCCCGGGCCGGGCUGGAUAAAUUGGGAGCCUUCCACGUACGAGAGGCGGGAGAUCAUCGCCCAGUGCCACCGGGGGCACGAGGGGGAGGAGGAGACGCUGGAGCGGGUGCGGGCGGUGGCCUGGUGGUCGUGGGCGCGACGGGAGGUGAAGAGCUGGGUGCGGGCCUGCCCGGAGUGCGGGGACGGCCAGGAGGGGCCGCAGCGGCCGGAGGGCCCCUGGUCCUGCCUCUCCCUCGGCGUCGCCGGCGACCUUCCCGAGAAUCCCACGGGGUUCCGGGCCCUGCUGGUGGUGCGGGACGAGGAGUCGGGCUGGGUGGACGCCUUCCCGCUGGGGAUGCUGCGGGACUGGGAGGUGAGCCUGAGCCUGCGCUGGGUGGUGUUGGAGAAGCUGGGGAAGGUGGGCACGGUGCGUGUCCCGGCCGAGCCGCCCUGGCUCGGGGACAUCCUGAGCGCGUACCCGCUGCGGGGAUACUGGGACAGGCUGGAGCGCGGCCGGGACUGCCCCGUGGCCACCAGCCUGCGCAGGGUGGCCCAGAAGGUCGGGCAGGGCUGGGCAGAGAUGCUCCCGCUCAUCCUGGCGGGAGUGAGGGCCGGCAGCGCCCGCAGGGCCCGGCUGGAGCCGCUGCUCGGCGUCCCCGGCCUGGCCCUGGAGGUGCUCUGGGAGGAGAUGGAGCUGCGGCACCGCGGGAAGAACGAGCUGGCCUGGCUGGGCGGGAUGCGCCUCCGGCCCGGGUACCGCGACCGCGUCAGGGCCGCGCUCGACAUGGAGCUCGAGUAGGGCUGGGCUGGGGCUGCACUGCAGGGCGUCGGGAGGGACUGGGAGAGGGGUUAGGUGGGACUGGGAGAGGGGUUAAGUGGGACUGGGGGGGGGGGUUAGGGUUGGGAAAGGGUUUGGGCUGGAAUGGGGGAGGGUUUAGGUGGGACUGGGAGAGGGUUUAGGUGGGAGUCAGGGAGGCUUUAGGACUGGGAGAGGGUUUAGGCUGGAAUGGGAGAGGGUUUAGGACUGGGAAAGGGUUUAGGCUGGAAUGGGGGAGGGUUUAGGCAGGACCAGGGAGCUUUUAAGUGGGACUGAGGGACUUUUAGGUGGGACUGGGAGAGGGUUUAGGACUGGGAGAGGUUUUAGGCUGGAAUGGGGGAGGGUUUAGGGGGGGCUGGGGGAGGGUUUAGGCUGGACUUGGGGAAGGUUUAGGACUGGGAAAGGGUUUAGGCUGGAAUGGGGGAGGGUUUAGGGGGGACUGGGGGAGGGUUUAGGCAGGACUAGGGAGCUUUUAGGUGGGACUGAAGGACUUUCAGGUGGGACUGGGGAGGGUUUAGGUGAGACUGGGGAAGGUUUCAGGACUGGGAGAGGUUUUAGGCUGGACUGGGGGUGGUUUUAGGCAGAACUGGGACUUCCAGGUGGGACUGAGGGAGCUUUUAAACCUGGGAGAGGUUUCAGCGGGACUGAGGGGAUUUUAGGUGGAACUGGGGGAAGUUUUAGGACUGGGAAAGGUUUUAGGCUGGACUGGGAGUGGUUUUAGGCAGGAUUUGGGAGCUUUUAGAACUGGUGAAGUUUUUAGAGCUGGUGAAUCGUUUAGGCUGGACUGGGGGCUUUUAGGCCUGGGAGUGCUUUUAGGCAGGAUUUAGGAGCUUUUAGGAUUUCUGGAGCUUUUAGGAUUUCUGAAGCUUUUAGGCAGGACUGGAGGGCUUUUAGGCUGGAGUUUUAGGCCUGGGAGAGCUGUUAGGCAGGAUUUAGGAGCUUUUAGGAUUGCUGAAGCUUUUAGGCUGGACUUUUAGGCCUGGGAGUGCUUUUAGACAGGAUUUAGGAGCUUUUAGGAUUUCUGAAGCUUUUAGGCUGGACUGGGGGGCCUUUAGGCCGGACUGAGGGACUUUUCGGCCUGGGAGUGGUUUUAGGCAGGAUUUGGGAGCUUUUAGGACUUCUGAAGAUUUUAGGCAAGAUUUAGGAACUUUUAGGAUUUCUGAAGCUUUUAGGCUGGACUGGGGGGCCUUUGGGCUGGACUUUUAGGCCUGGGAAUGGUUUUAGGCAGGAUUUAGGAGCUUUUAGGAUUUCUGAAGCUUUUAGGCAGGACUGGGGGGCUUUUAGGCUGGACUUUUAGGCUUGGGAGUGGUUUUAGGCAAGAUUUAGGAGCUUUUAGGAUUUCUGGAGCUUUUAGGAUUUCUGAAGCUUUUAGGCAGGACUGGGGGGCUUUUAGGCUGGACUUUUAGGCUUGGGAGUGGUUUUAGGCAGGAUUUGGGAGCUUUUAGGAUUGCUGAAGCUUUUAGGCAGGACUGGGGGGCCUUUAGGCCGGACUGAGGGACUUCUAGGCCUGUGAGUGGCUCUUAGGCUGGACUAAGCAGUGGCCAAGCUCUUGCUGCCCUGCACAGGGAAGGAAAGCUCCUGGUCCUACCGGUUAGGACUGGGAUGGGCUUGGCUUUCCCCCCCUCUGGGCCGUACUGGGAGCACUGGGAUGGUUCCACCGUUCCCAAGCCUGUGGAUCUCGGCGGCCCUCGGCAUUCCCUGGUUUUCCUUUCCCUGUUUUUCUGCUCGUUGAGUUCAUUAAACCUGUUUUUUCCCCUCA
Messenger RNA from Pseudopipra pipra, 5455 nucleotides. RefSeq lists its product as uncharacterized. Lineage: Eukaryota; Metazoa; Chordata; Aves; Passeriformes; Pipridae. The record is from RefSeq and is a predicted model, not a curated record. The transcript is spliced from 4 exons. Bases 264 to 3839 code for a protein of 1191 amino acids.